CUGCCAGAAGAGAGAUGGGGAAAAGAUACUUCUGUGACUACUGUGACAGGUCCUUUCAGGACAACCUGCACAACAGGAAGAAACACCUCAAUGGAGUGCAGCACCUCAGGGCUAAGAGAGUCUGGUACGACUUAUUCCGAGAUGCUGCAGCUAUCCUGCAAGAGGAGCAAACCAAGAAACCUUGUCGGAAGUUUCUGCAAACAGGACAGUGCGAUUUUGGGUCCAACUGCAGAUUUUCCCACAUGACAGAGCAGGACCUGGAGAAGCUGAGUGCCCAGGUUCAAGGGGAGCAGAGGCUGAGGGAGCUGCGGCAGGAGGGGGCAGACGUCCCGCCCGGCACCAUCGAGGACUGGCUGGAGAAGAGGGCCAAGAGGCUGAGUGCAGCUCAGAGUAACAG
Molecule: messenger RNA, 397 nt
Organism: Merops nubicus (carmine bee-eater)
Lineage: Eukaryota; Metazoa; Chordata; Aves; Coraciiformes; Meropidae
Gene: ZMAT5
Product: zinc finger, matrin-type 5
Exons: 4
Cellular component (GO): U12-type spliceosomal complex
Molecular function (GO): zinc ion binding
Source: RefSeq, a predicted model, not a curated record